AUGGCCACCCCACCUAAGAGGUUCUGCUCUUCUCCCUCAACCAGCUCUGAGGGCACCCGCAUCAAGAAGAUAUCCAUCGAGGGGAACAUCGCUGCCGGGAAGUCAACGUUUGUGAAUAUCUUAAAGCAAGUCUGUGAGGAUUGGGAAGUGGUUCCUGAGCCCGUCGCCAGGUGGUGCAAUGUGCAGAGUACCCAAGACGAGUUUGAGGAGUUGACAACAUCUCAGAAGAGCGGUGGGAAUGUUCUUCAGAUGAUGUAUGAGAAACCUGAGCGGUGGUCUUUUACCUUCCAAUCAUACGCCUGUCUCAGCCGGAUCCGGGCCCAGCUUGCCUCUCUCAACGGCAGGCUCAAGGAUGCAGAGAAACCUGUAUUAUUUUUUGAACGAUCUGUGUAUAGUGACAGGUAUAUUUUCGCAUCUAAUUUGUAUGAAUCUGACUGCAUGAAUGAGACAGAAUGGACAAUAUAUCAAGACUGGCAUGACUGGAUGAAUAGCCAGUUUGGCCAAAGCCUUGAAUUGGAUGGAAUAAUUUAUCUUCGAGCUACUCCAGAGAAGUGCUUAAAUAGAAUAUAUAUACGGGGAAGGGAUGAAGAGCAAGGCAUUCCUCUUGAAUAUUUAGAGAAGCUUCACUAUAAACACGAAAGCUGGCUCCUUCAUCGGACUCUGAAAACCAACUUUGAAUAUCUCCAAGAGGUGCCUAUCCUCACACUGGAUGUUAAUGAAGACUUUAAAGACAAACACGAAAGUCUGGUUGAAAAGGUCAAAGAAUUUUUGAGUACUUUGUGAUUGGACAGGAGACAACAGGCAACAAAAUGUUUCUACAUACUUCAGUUUUGUAUAUUGCCAUAGCUUGAUAUUACUGCAAAAGUCUUUAGAAGAUUAAAGUUUUUAAACCAUUU
Messenger RNA from Rattus rattus (black rat), 896 nucleotides. RefSeq names its product deoxycytidine kinase (gene Dck). Gene Ontology annotation, biological process: nucleobase-containing compound metabolic process. Gene Ontology annotation, molecular function: ATP binding; deoxycytidine kinase activity. Bases 1 to 783 code for a protein of 260 amino acids. Lineage: Eukaryota; Metazoa; Chordata; Mammalia; Rodentia; Muridae. The record is from RefSeq and is a predicted model, not a curated record. Gene Ontology annotation, cellular component: cytoplasm; mitochondrion. The transcript is spliced from 7 exons.